AUGUCAAACCAAAGCCGAAACCUUUUGGCCAAACUUUGGACAGAGUACAGCCGAAACAGCUCGGUUAACGCUCUACGAUAUCCGUUCGAUAGUCAGUUGCCCAAAGUCGAGCGCUGGUGGUGGCGAAGUUCGAUUCUAAGUUUCAUCGCUGCCUAUUGUUUGAUAAUCGUAGCCAUCUACUUCAAGUGGAUGCUAAGUCCGGUUGUUAUCACCUACACCAGAACAAUGCAUCCGAUUUGGUCCGUCCCAUUCCCCGCAGUGACCAUAUGUCCCAUGGCCAAGGUUCGGGUCGAAGAGCUUAACCUGUCGGAUGUGAUGAUUCGUGCUGAGAAUGGUGCCCAAUUCGAGGGGGAUGAGUACGAGAAACUUUAUGCUUUGAGUCAUGUCUGUCCGUUUUUGCAAUUCUGGUUUCAGCCAAGGAAAGCGAUGAACAAAAGUUUGGUUCAAAUUUUGAACAAUAUUUCACUUCCAAUGGAAGACCUAUUCGUCAACUGCUACUGGAAAGGCACUCAUAAAGAAAUACCAUGCAACAAACUUUUGUCCCGUACCAUGACAGAUAGUGGCUUGUGUUUCACCUUCAAUGAAAUUUCCGCAGAUCACCUUCUCAGAAUGGAAAAUGUCCAUCCUGAUAGCAUUCCGAUUAAUUCUUGGACAAAGUCGUCAGAUUGGAGCAUGGAAACCGGUUAUAGCAGAAAUGCCGAAGUAGAUAACUAUCCCUAUCGAUCGAUUGGAAAAGGCUUCCCUUCCGGAUUUGCAGUAGUUUUGAAAACGAGAAAAAUCGAUAGGGAAUAUAUGUGUGAAGGCCCUGUGAAAGGGUUUCAAAUUUCGAUACAUCCUCCGGACGAGUAUUCCACGAUGACAAAUCGAUUCUAUAGGCUACCAUUUCAGCAAGCGCUGUUUCUUACGGUAAAACCAGUGCUGACGCUCAUUUCACGUGAUCUUAAGAAACAUUCUCACUCAAGGCGACAGUGCUACUUCAACGACGAACGAUUCCUGCGAUUCUUUAAAGUCUACAACCUGAACAACUGUAUGUUGGAAUGUAUGGCAAAUCUGACCGUCUCGGAUUGUCACUGUGACAAGUUAUCGAACCCAAGAAGUCCCAACACAACCCUUUGCGAGGGAAUGAAUCGAUUCUGUUCGGAAAUUGCCCAACAUAAGCUAAUGAAUCCUCAUGGCACAAUCAAUGGGAAUGAAGAGGAAAUUGGUCCGUGUUAUUGCAUGCCAAGCUGUGUCAGCUUGAGAUAUGACGUGGAGGUUUCGAGGUCACCGUUCAACCCCCACCAAUUCGUUGAUGCUAAUCAUUAUACGCGCAACCUCUACAAGCACUCCGACGAUCACGCUCUGGUGGCGGUGGGGUUCAAGAGCAAAUGGCUGCUUCCGCUGAAGCGACGCGAAUUGAUGGGACUAAGUGACCUUAUGGCGCAAAUUGGUGGACUUUUUGCGCUGAUGAUGGGAGCAAGUGUCAUCAGCCUGCUGGAGAUUGCAUAUUUUUGCAUCGUUCGGCCCUUGGUUAGAUUGUUUGGAUAUCCUAGGCAGGUGCAGCCGGUUCAACCGUGGGUUGAAUAG
Ochlerotatus camptorhynchus is the source of this 1566-nucleotide messenger RNA. Its product is annotated as pickpocket protein 28-like. The transcript has 4 exons. Bases 1 to 1566 code for a protein of 521 amino acids. NCBI's taxonomy places the organism in Eukaryota, Metazoa, Arthropoda, Insecta, Diptera, Culicidae. Gene Ontology annotation, cellular component: plasma membrane. The record is from RefSeq and is a predicted model, not a curated record. Gene Ontology annotation, biological process: sodium ion transmembrane transport. Gene Ontology annotation, molecular function: ligand-gated sodium channel activity.